Molecule: messenger RNA, 2068 nt
Organism: Brassica napus (rape)
Lineage: Eukaryota; Viridiplantae; Streptophyta; Magnoliopsida; Brassicales; Brassicaceae
Product: nicotinate phosphoribosyltransferase 2
Exons: 15
Coding region: 122-1792 (556 amino acids)
Biological process (GO): NAD+ biosynthetic process
Molecular function (GO): nicotinate phosphoribosyltransferase activity
Source: RefSeq, a predicted model, not a curated record
UUUUAAAUUCUCCAUUUUUAAUUUUCUUCUCCUCUGACCACCACCAAACCACUCUCACUGUAACCAAACAACACACGAAGCCAUUUAUUUUCCUUACCACAACAAAUUGGAGACACAAACAAUGGAGCCGAAAGAGAAUGGAAACCAACCGGGUCGGGUCAUAGAAGGACCCACCAACCCCAUGGUCACACCUCUCCUCAACGAUCUCUACCAAUUCACCAUGGCUUACGCUUAUUGGAAAGCUGGCAAACAGAACGAACGAUCCGUCUUCGAUCUGUACUUUCGUAAGAACCCGUUUGGCGGCGAGUACACUGUCUUCGCUGGGCUAGAAGAGUGUGUCAAGUUCCUCGCCAAUUUCAAAUUGACCCACCAAGAGAUCGAUUACGUUCGUGACUCCUUGCCUGGAUCUGAGGAAGCUUUCUGUGAUUAUCUUAAAGGGCUUGAUUGCUCUGACGUUGAAGUCUAUGCGAUUCCUGAAGGGUCUGUUGUUUUCCCUAAGGUGCCUCUCAUGAGAGUUGAAGGACCCGUUGGUGUUGUUCAAUUGUUGGAAACUCCGUUCCUCAAUCUUGUCAAUUUUGCAUCUUUGGUAGCUACCAACGCAGCAAGACACCGGUUUGUUGCCGGCAAGUCUAAGAGUCUGCUUGAGUUUGGUGCUCGGAGAGCUCAGGGACCUGAUGGUGCAAUUAGCGCAUCUAAAUAUUGCUACCUUGGAGGUUUUGAUGCUACAAGCAACGUAGCAGCUGGAAAACUUUUUGGGAUACCUCUCCGUGGCACACAUUCCCAUGCUUUUGUUAGCUCAUUCAUGAGCACUGAUGAGAUUGUUGACAAAGUGCUUCAAAGUGCUGAUGGGGAAACCACAUGUGAUGACUUUAUUAGUCUAGUUCAGACAUGGUUAACAAAGAUUCAGUAUUCACCUUCUCUAAGUGGCUUUUUCUCUGAGACAAAUCAAAGCGAGCUAGCAGCUUUCAUCUCCUAUGCACUGGCAUUCCCCAAAGCCUUUCUUGCCCUUGUAGACACAUACGAUGUGAUGAAGAGUGGGAUCCCUAACUUCUGCGCAGUUGCUUUAGCUCUGAAUGACUUAGGAUACAAAGCAUUAGGUAUUAGACUGGACUCAGGUGACUUGGCAUAUCUAUCUACAGAGGCCAGAAAUUUCUUCUGCGCAGUAGAGAGAGAACUUAAAGUGCCUGGUUUUGGGAAGAUGAUCGUCACCGCUAGUAAUGAUCUAAAUGAAGAGACGAUCGACGCUUUAAACAAACAGGGACAUGAGGUGGAUGCUUUUGGUAUUGGGACUUACUUAGUCACUUGCUAUGCACAAGCAGCCUUAGGCUGCGUUUUCAAACUUGUCGAGAUAAACAAUCAGCCUCGGAUCAAACUUUCUGAAGAUGUUACAAAGGUAUCAAUACCAUGUAAAAAGCGAAGUUACAGAUUGUACGGAAAAGAAGGUUACCCACUAGUGGAUAUAAUGACUGGAGAGAAUGAGCCACCUCCAAAGGUUGGUGAGCGUUUACUGUGUCGUCAUCCUUUUAAUGAAUCCAAAAGAGCAUAUGUAGUGCCACAACGUGUUGAAGAGCUCCUCAAAUGUUACUGGCGUGGAAGUGCUGAUGAAGCAAGAGAAGAAUUACCACCACUGAAAGAGAUACGAGACCGUUGCAUCAAACAGCUUGAAAACAUGCGACCUGAUCAUAUGAGAAGAUUAAACCCUACUCCUUACAAGGUUAGUGUCAGCGCGAAGCUGUACGAUUUCAUUCACUUCCUAUGGCUCAACGAGGCACCUGUUGGUGAAUUACAGUGACGACCAAGAAGAAGAGAAUUGCAGUGAACCAAAAGAGAAGAAGAUAAUCAUUGUUUUGGUUGGAGUAAUGUAUAUAUCAUAUACCACAUCAUUAGAACGUGCAAUAAGAGUUUUUUUCACUUAGUUUUUUGUUUUGUUUUACAAACAUUUGAUUGAUUUCAUGUAUUUUUGUCGUAAUAAGUUUCAUCUUCUUGAAGAGGAAAGAAACUUUUUGCGCUCAUUUGACCUUUAUUUUGGAUUUGAUUCAUAUUGAUAGUUGAAACGAAUUUCAACAUA